AAAUGGUCUGAUUAUGGCACUUGUCGCUAUAUAAAGCCGGGAAAACUAAAAGCGAGCCGACAGAACUUCUCUCUCUCUUUCUUUCUAUCUAUCUUCACUUCUACCCCCACUCUUCAACUCUUUAACAAUGGCAAAUCUUCCCGAUUUCAUGACCGACCCCAAUGCUGUCCUGAAUGAUAAGGACCAUGAGUGGCGAUACAACCGUCUGCCCGACUACAAGAAGGUCAAUGAAGCCUUUGAUAAGGAAAAGUCUGUUGAUCAUGAAGAAGGCUCGCUGAACUGGCUCGUCUCCAACUUGGUCAAGAACUGGGAAAAGGAAAUGUCUUAUAAGCUCAAUCCCGACCAAAUCCGCACCAUUAACCGCGAGAAAUACCGCUUCUCUGUUAACGGUGGUGAAUGGCACUCUGUUGAAAAUAUGCUCAAGAUUGGUACGUACAAUGCGUUGAUUGGUGAUACCGAAUUGUACAAGGCCAGCGAAAGCGACUUUAGCGACUCGCACAAACUCUUCAAGCGCUGUCUUCGCACGUUCUCAUGGGAAGUUAUUGAGGCCUACAGUGGCCCUCCUACCGUUGCCUUCAAGUGGCGCCAUUGGGGUACCAUGACCGGUGACUUGAAGGUCAACUUGGGUAACGGCCAAAAGCUGGAAGCCGAGGCCACAAACGAAGUCGUUGAGACGUUCGGUGUCACUGUCGCCAAGGUCAAUGAGAAGUUCGAGAUUGAAGACCUGGAAACGUUCUACGAUCCCUCGGAUUUGAUGCGCCAGUUGUCCAAGAAGAAGAAGGGCGGUGAUGGUCAAGUCGCUACUACUAGCGGUGAGGGCGGCAAAUGUCCUUUUGCUCCUUCCCAGUAAAAAAAAAUCCCGAUAUUUUGGACGGAGGAAGACAAAACGUGAGCGCGCACAAGCGGGUGAAGCUUAAUAUACUAUUUGAAUUGGAAAUGGGAUGGACAACGGCAACGACGGAUGCUAACUAAAAGGGCAGGUUACCUUUCUUCCCAAUUGUCGGUGCACACUCCCUUUAUUCCUUACUACUUGCUAUCCUAAUUCCUUCUCGUCUUAUUAAUAAUACCCUUAUUUUCUGCCAAUUGUAACACCAACAAGAAGAUAUAUGAGAAUAUUCUAUUUCUUCAUCUUAUUAAAAUAUAUAAAAUAAAGGCUAGCGUGUAUUUCUUCCAAAAAAA
Zychaea mexicana is the source of this 1179-nucleotide messenger RNA. RefSeq lists its product as uncharacterized. NCBI's taxonomy places the organism in Eukaryota, Fungi, Mucoromycota, Mucoromycetes, Mucorales, Lichtheimiaceae. The transcript is spliced from 4 exons. The coding region runs from base 128 to 850 and encodes 240 amino acids. The record is from RefSeq and is a predicted model, not a curated record.